UAUCAACACCACCAUCAUACACCAAUACCUUCUCCUGCCCUGCAAGAAUCGUACAUUAUUCAACUGAGCUCACAUACACCCACUCAUUUCACCAAAUUCAGAAAUGGCGCAUCUCUACAAAAGCAGACUGCAAACUUACGCUCAAAAGAGAAACAUUCCUCUCCCCACAUAUACGGUCGAAACACAAGGUCCUCCGCAUUGUCGUCUCUUCAAAGCACAAGUCACCAUUGACGGAAAUACGUAUGCGGGGCCCGGUUUUAGCUCGACUUUAAAAGACGCAGAACAUGAAGCCGCUAAAGUUGCCUUCAUGUCAUUAUCACAGGAUGGAGCACAAGACGAUGAUUGUUUGUACAAGAGUUUAUUACAAGAACUAGCUCAAAAGAGGGGUCUUGCUCUACCUGUUUACGUCACAAAUAGAAGCGGCCCGCCUCAUAUGCCAUGUUUUGUUUCUACCGUUGAGAUUUCAGGUGAAAGCUAUGUGGGGGAAGAUGCACGAACGAAGAAACAAGCGGAAAUGAAUGCUGCUAAGGUUGCUUAUACGGCUCUUACCGGAGGUGGACCAAGAGUUUCAAACAAUGCAACUGCAAUCUCCAACACUGUAGGAACUUCUAGUUCUGGUUCUUCCAUCUUGCAGACGGUUACGGCUCACAAAAACGAACCAACCACUAGUAAGAUUCAACCGAUCAUUAACAGCCAAGCCAGUUACACAAUUCCAAGUGACCCGGAGAAAGCAAAAGGGUAUCUCGAAUUAAAAGACUUGCAAGAUGUUAUCGAGAAGCAUAAAAUGACCUUGGCACCUGUCGUGAUCAAUCAGCCGCAACCAACAUCUACACCGAUUAUUGUUGAUUUUGCAAAACCAGAUAUCAAACAGAAAAGCCAUGUAAUUCAAGCCGCUGAAGUUAUCAUAUCUUUAGGGUCGGGUUCAAAUGGUAAAAUUAUCAAACCGUCUUUCAAUGAAGUCACUUUGAACCCGGUGAUGGAUUCGGGCUCUGCAAAACCCUCACCAAAUGUUGUUGAUGUUCCAAAACCGAGUAUCAAACUAACAAACCAUGUGAUUCAAGCCGGUGAAGGGCCGGGCUCAAAUGGUAAAAAGAUUCAACCGUUUGUCAACGAAGCCACUUUAAAGUCAGUGAUGGGUUCGGGUUCCGCAAAGCCACAUCCAACAAAGAUUCUGAUUCGACCGCAUGUACAAGGAAUGACGUAUGACGGUCCCAUCCAAGUUGCAGAUGAAGAAUGGGUGGCUAUGAAAGUGAGUAUGGAUAAUUUGGGAUUGUAAGAUGAAUGUGAAGCUUUUCUUAAUCAUUUUGUAUCUACGUGGUAUUAAUUUGACGUAAGAAGUAGCGGGUGAUGUCGUGAACCAGGAGGUCAAGUCUUUAUACUAUCGAGUUUUGGUCGUAGAAGACGGGUGUCGCCCGGGUUAUAGUUUGGUGAACAUGUAAUGUUCAUUAAUAAUCUUUUGGGUUUAAUUAGUUAGUGACCCAUAUAUGCUUAAAAUGUGACAUUACUACCAUAUUUUGCAACAUGUUUUGAGUAGUCCGGUAAGGUUUUUUGUUUGAAGUUU
Messenger RNA from Helianthus annuus (common sunflower), 1561 nucleotides. RefSeq names its product double-stranded RNA-binding protein 4. Lineage: Eukaryota; Viridiplantae; Streptophyta; Magnoliopsida; Asterales; Asteraceae. The coding region runs from base 104 to 1276 and encodes 390 amino acids. The transcript is spliced from 8 exons. The record is from RefSeq and is a predicted model, not a curated record.